AUGAGAGUUUUUAAUCCAAACUCCGAGGCGUACCUAGCUGAUAAAAACAAGCCCCAUCUGGUGCCGUGGUCGAGAGAUUCGCCGGAUUGUAUAAAAGUACAGGAGCUGCUGGCUCAAGACAUUAUUCGAUUCGUUGCCCCUAAAGCAAACAGAUCAGCGAAAAUGAAAUUCUUCAUCUUGACUUUGGCUGUGGUUGGAUGUGCCGUCGCCGAUUCGGGCUAUAACUAUAAUGCUCCAGCUGCCGCCCCCGCUCCCGUGAGAUCGUACUCGGCCCCCCAUCAGUUCGCCGCCUCUGCCCCGGCUCCUGUUUUCCAGCAGGCUGCCUCUGCUCCUGCUCCAGCUAGGACCUAUGUGCCACCAGCCCCGGCUGCCUCCGCCCCUGUGCAGAGCUUCGCCCCCGCUCCAGUUGCUGCUCCAGCCCCUGCUCCUGUUUUCCAGCCAGCCGCCUCAGCUCCUGCCCCCGUGCGCACCUAUGUGCCCCCUGCUCCCGUCCACCACCAUGCCGCCGCCUCUUCUCCAGCUCCCGUUCAGUCCUUUGCCCCUGCCCCCGCUCCAGUGGCUGCACCUGCUCCAGUUUUCCACGCCGCUGAGUCUGCCCCCGCUCCAGUGAGGACCUAUUCCUUUGCCCCCGCUCCUGCCUUCGAGUCCUCCGGCCCUGUGUUCGAGGCCGCCGCCUCCUCCCACUCGGCAGCCCGUUCCGGUUACGAGUAUAGCCAACCCGCCGCCAGCCAGCAGGGAUACAAGUACAAGACCGUCCGUCGUCGUGUGUUCAAGCACCGCGCUUAA
Drosophila subpulchrella is the source of this 786-nucleotide messenger RNA. RefSeq names its product skin secretory protein xP2. The record is from RefSeq and is a predicted model, not a curated record. NCBI's taxonomy places the organism in Eukaryota, Metazoa, Arthropoda, Insecta, Diptera, Drosophilidae. Bases 1 to 786 code for a protein of 261 amino acids. The transcript has 4 exons.